Molecule: messenger RNA, 1928 nt
Organism: Agrilus planipennis (emerald ash borer)
Lineage: Eukaryota; Metazoa; Arthropoda; Insecta; Coleoptera; Buprestidae
Product: maltase 2-like
Exons: 6
Coding region: 34-1815 (593 amino acids)
Biological process (GO): carbohydrate metabolic process
Source: RefSeq, a predicted model, not a curated record
GUCUAUUAGCUUAACAAUCGGUCACACGUAACCAUGAGUGUGUUAAAAUUAGUGAUCCUUUUCACUUGUUUACUUCACAGUUUAAUUGAAGCUGAAGUUGUUUAUAAUGGUAGUUCUACGGCCAAGGACGAUUGGUGGAAACAUACAACAUUCUAUCAGAUUUAUCCUCGAUCCUUCAAAGAUAGUGAUGGCGAUGGACUGGGCGAUUUGAAUGGUAUUAUUAGUAAAUUACAAUAUCUGGUAGAUGCUGGAAUAACGGCUACAUGGCUUUCGCCAAUUUCUAAAUCUCCUGGAGUCGACGCUGGAUAUGAUAUUAGUGAUUUUAGAGAUAUUGAUGAAAAAUUCGGUACCAUGAGUGAUUUCGAUCGGCUUAUUAAGGCAGCCCACGAACUUGGCAUAAAAGUUAUUUUGGACUUUGUUCCGAAUCAUGCCAGCUAUCAACACGUGUGGUUCCAGUUAUCGAAAAACAGAACUAAGGGGUACGAAGACUAUUUCAUUUGGAAAAAGGGCUAUAAUUCAACAACACCUCCUAAUAAUUGGCUGUCUAGAUUCGAUUAUUCCGCCUGGGAAUAUGUAGCCGAGAGAGACGAAUAUUAUUACCAUCAAUUUACCACUUCACAACCUGAUUUGAACUUCAGAAAUCCUAAAGUUGUACAAGAAAUGAAAUUAGGAAACCACGAUAGAGAUAGAGUAGCGACCCGUCUUGGAGUUGAGAAUGUAGACGGAUACAAUAUGAUGGUAGCCUUUCUACCAGGUACAGCGGUCACUUAUAACGGAGAAGAAAUUGGAAUGGAAAAUGGAGAAGUAACAUGGGAAGAAGGACAAGAUCCGGGCGCUUGCAAUGGACUCGAAUCAGAUUUCAAGACUAAACUCCCUUUCCAUAGGGUGCUCAUGACCGAAGCAUAUUCAAAUAUAAGCGUCGAUAUGCUACAUUAUGGCAAUGGAACAGUUGAAGGAGCUCAUUUUCCUUUCAAUUUCUUUAUCAUAACCGAUACCGAAUACAACAGUACUGCAAAUGAGAUUAUUUCGGUAAUAAAGAAAUGGUUUCAACACAUGCCAAGCGGACAUGUAUCUAAUUGGGUGUUAGGAAACCACGAUAGAGAUAGAGUAGCGACCCGUCUUGGAGUUGAGAAUGUAGACGGAUACAAUAUGAUGGUAGCCUUUCUACCAGGUAUAGCGGUCACUUAUAACGGAGAAGAAAUUGGAAUGGAAAAUGGAGAAGUAACAUGGGAAGAAGGACAAGAUCCGGGCGCUUGCAAUGGACUCGAAUCAGAUUUCAAGACUGUAAGCAGAGAUUUUGAGAGGACUCCGUUCCAUUGGGAUUCGAGUGUUAACGCAGGAUUUAGCACGGGAAAUAAAACUUGGUUGCCCGUCAGUUCAAAAUAUAAAACCAACAAUCUUGAACUGCAAAGUAAAGAUGGUGUAAAAAGUCACUUUCAUGUCUACCAAGAUUUAAUGAAGUUAAGAAAAGAAGAUACAUUAAUUUAUGGAAAUUUGAACGUAGAGGUUUUAGCCACUUACGUUUUGGCAUUUACGAGGGAGUUGGAUGGGAACGACACCUACGUUUUUAUAUUUAAUAAGGGAAAUUAUUCUACUUCAGUGUCACUUUCUUCGUUUAAGUCUCUCAGUGGAAACGUAACAGUAGUUCUAUCCAGUACCAACUCAUCGAGAAACAAAGGGGAUACUCUGUCAACAGCAAGCAUAAUUAUGGAUGCACACGAAGCAAUAAUUGCAAAAUCACGAUCAAAUGUGUCAGUAUGUUGGAACAUCUAUACUAUUCUGUUAAUAAUGGUAUUACUAUUUCGAAUUUCCUAACAGGACAUUAAUGAACUUUUUAUCUGUUAUCUUAAAAUAUACCGACUUUGUAACUAUACUAAAUUUAUUAUAUUUUAUCAGACUUUUGGAAAAUACAUACCUUUAUCACAAUA